This is a messenger RNA of Plenodomus lingam JN3, 156 nucleotides long. Lineage: Eukaryota; Fungi; Ascomycota; Dothideomycetes; Pleosporales; Leptosphaeriaceae. The record is from RefSeq and is a predicted model, not a curated record.
AUGUCAAAGCACAGGUUCGACCCACCGAAUCCCACGUUUUUAUUUUUCCGACAUGUCCCUGUAGCUGUUCCCGCUACUACUGUGGGUAAAGUAGGUACCAACGCCGAUGCCGAUACGAAAAUCUGGUUCAACCGUCGGCGUACGAUUGGCGCGUGA